GGUGGCUUGAUUUCUUAUUAUUAGGUGCAGAUGGAAGAAAGGUUUUCAAAAGGAAAGAAAGCGAUGCAGGCGAGGCAGUGUUUUGGAAUAAGGAAUUUCUCUUGGUCGUGAGGAUUUAAGUUUUGUGGUUCAAGAAAACAAUGAAUGUUUCACUUCCCCUAAUUGGUCUUAAAGGUAGAGCACUGGAAGAACUCAGGAGUUCCCUCUACAAUGAGCUUAGAACUUCGGAAGGAGCAAAGCGGCAACAGCAACGAUUUUGCGGACCGGUGGCGGCUAUGUCCUUCAAUUUCUUUGUUUCUGUUGGGAUUAUACUGACAAACAAAUUUGUGAUGGGGAGAGUUGGAUUCAAUUUCCCCAUUUUCCUAACUUUUAUACACUACUCCAUAGCGUGGAUCUUUCUAGCGUUUUUCAAGACGAUGUCGUUGCUUCCUGUUUCGCCUCCAUCGAAAACGACUCCUUUCUCCUCCCUGUUCUCUUUGGGAGCUAUAAUGGCUUUUGCCUCUGGCCUUGCCAAUACCAGCCUGAAGUUUAACAGUGUUGGUUUCUACCAAAUGGCGAAAAUCGCAGUCACUCCGACCAUUGUUCUCGCGGAUUUCAUUCUCUCCGGGAAAUCCAUUUCGUUCAAAAAGGUUUUGGCCCUAGCAGUUGUCUCGGCAGGUGUAGCGGUAGCCACCGUAACAGAUUUAGAGUUCAAUGCUUUCGGUUCUUGUAUAGCCAUAGCAUGGAUAAUCCCCAGUGCCAUAAACAAAAUUCUCUGGUCUAACUUACAACAACAAGCCAACUGGACAGCCCUGGCGUUAAUGUGGAAGACAACCCCAAUCACAGUACUAUUUUUACUAGCCUUGAUGCCAUGGUUGGAUCCACCAGGAGUGUUUUCAUUCAAAUGGGAUGUAAACAACUCAAUAGCGGUUCUCAUGUCGGCUUUACUCGGGUUCCUCUUACAAUGGUCCGGUGCUCUGGCUCUAGGAGCAACAUCUGCAACCUCUCAUGUGGUGCUGGGGCAAUUCAAGACAUGUGUGAUUCUUGUGGGGGGAUAUCUACUUUUCGAUUCAGACCCGGGGCUCGUUAGCCUGUGUGGAGCUAUUGCUGCUUUGUGUGGAAUGUCGGUUUAUACAUCACUCAACUUGAAAGACUUAAAUCAAAGUUCAAGCAAGCAGCUCCCAAUGCAAACUUCAAUGAAGUCCAAAACCAGUGAAAAUGCCAGUGAAGGCUCAAAAGUUUCAAAUACUACUGGUGCUGUGCUAUCAACACUGGAAAGAGCAGGCGGUGAGCCGGUGACUGGUAAAGUCCUGCAAUGGCACCAUGAGAAGCCUGUCCGGUCUUGUUCGUCCUCAUAUUAA
Molecule: messenger RNA, 1340 nt
Organism: Hibiscus syriacus
Lineage: Eukaryota; Viridiplantae; Streptophyta; Magnoliopsida; Malvales; Malvaceae
Exons: 9
Coding region: 141-1340 (399 amino acids)
Cellular component (GO): Golgi apparatus
Molecular function (GO): antiporter activity; UDP-xylose transmembrane transporter activity
Source: RefSeq, a predicted model, not a curated record